CUAAAACCAAUCAAAACCCCAACCUUACCUUACCCCCUAAAUAAUGCCGCACUCAGUAGUCACCUGAAUUCAGCAGCUCGAUCUCUCUGCCGCUAUAUAUGUCACCCAAGCCUCGAGUACAGAGGCUCGUUAGCUAGCUACGAACGACACAAGAUCAUCAGCUUCCAAAAGCUAAGAAGAGUGCCCGAUCGAAGUAAACUACUCCUUCGUCUUCGUCUUCGUCUUCGUCUUCGUCUCUGUCUCCGGCCGGUCUUCUUCUUCUUCGUCUCCGUCAAGCUAGCUCGAUCACGGCCGUCUUCUUGAUCAAGAACCAUGCGGGAUAACAGCAGCAAGAGCGGCGGCAAUAAUGGGAAGAUGACGAAGAUCACGGUGGCGAUGAUGCUGAACCGGAAGGGGCCGUGGACGGAGCAGGAGGACGCCCAACUGGUAUGGUUCGUGCGCUUGCUGGGGGAACGGCGUUGGGAUUUCUUAGCUCAGGUCUCAGGUCUGCGGCGGACGGGCAAGAGCUGCCGUCUCCGGUGGGUGAACUACCUGCACCCAGGGCUGAAGCGCGGCCGGAUCACGCCCGACGAGGAGCGCCUCAUCCUGCAGCUCCACUCCCAGUGGGGCAGCCGAUGGUCACGCAUCGCACGGAGGCUCCCCGGCCGCACCGACAACGAGAUCAAGAACUACUGGCGCACACUCACACGCAAGCUCAAGGCCGCCGACAAGACGACGUCGCCGGAGACGAAGAAGAAGGAGGCACUUCUUCUCACGGCCGAGGAUUCCUCGUCGAUGUCUUCUUCUGUGACGGCGGUGUCUUCCUCGGUGGUGACCGGCGGUGGAACAGAGGAGAUGCGACGAACAGAGGAAGCAGGGGAAGCAGAGGAAACAGAGGAGGAGGCGACGACGGCGGCGAGCGAGAAGAAGCCGGAGAAGGACAUGGAGAUGGAGGAGCUGUGGGACGAGAUCGCGGCGGCGGAGAUGGCCAUGGCGGCGGCGAGCUGGCCGGGGCUGCAGGUGGGGCAGGAGCUUCUUCCGCCGCCGUCGUCGCCGGCGUGGGAGGACUACUCGUUGUGGAGGAUCGACGACGAGGAGUACUACAGCAAGAUCGAGGGCGCUCUCAAUUGAUCCACUGAGAGGAAUUGCAUUCCCCUUUCUUCUUCUUCUUCCUCUUCUUCUUCCUCUUCGCCUUCGCCUUGAUCUUGCCGUUUAUCAGCUUUCUCAUGCAUGUUAAUUAACUACAUGUAGGAAUUGAGUGUGUGAGAUCAUGUUAGUCAUGUCUGCUGCUUGUGUACAUGUAAAGAGACUAAAUUAGUUAUAUUUGAGAUCCAUCGCCAUAUAUUGCUAGCUAUAGAUUGUUCUGAAGAAUCAAGUGCUGCCUUGAAAAAUUUAUAAA
Messenger RNA from Brachypodium distachyon (stiff brome), 1378 nucleotides. RefSeq names its product transcription factor MYB59. Gene Ontology annotation, cellular component: nucleus. NCBI's taxonomy places the organism in Eukaryota, Viridiplantae, Streptophyta, Magnoliopsida, Poales, Poaceae. Bases 313 to 1110 code for a protein of 265 amino acids. The transcript has 2 exons. Gene Ontology annotation, biological process: regulation of DNA-templated transcription. The record is from RefSeq and is a predicted model, not a curated record. Gene Ontology annotation, molecular function: sequence-specific DNA binding; DNA-binding transcription factor activity.